AUGGUCUGCGAAAUUAACCGACGUUUUUUUCUGAACGAGCCUCAACAAUAUCUGCUGCUCAACGCAUGGGUGAUUGAGCGCUGGACAGAUCACAUGUUGGACUGGGAUCCAGCAAAUUUCGACAACGUUUCCGAGAUCAUGAUCCCUCACUACAAGUUGUGGCUACCCGACACAACACUUUACAACUCCCUAACGAUGAAUCAUGCUGAAACCAAGCGACUAAUGAAUGCCCAAUUGACAACAACGAAUGGCAGUGGAGCCAAUGUGAAGCUGCUCUAUCCGACCAUGUACAAAUUCAGCUGUAAUCUUGAUCUCAGAAGGAAACCGCUUUAUUAUGUGAUCAAUUUGAUCAUCCCAACUGGAAUCAUCACCUUGAUAUCAAUUGUCGGAUUCUUUACAUCUUCCUCGAUAAACGAUAUUCGAGAGGAGAAGAUCACUUUGGGGAUCACGACAUUACUUUCGAUGUCGAUUCUGAUAUUGAUGGUGUCGGAUAAAAUGCCAUCUACUUCAUCGUUUAUUCCAUUGAUUGGCUGGUUCUACACCUUCAUGAUCAUGUUGAUCUCUUGCGCCACCCUUGCCUCAUCAUUUGUUAUCUACAUUCAGAAACAGGGUUUAAUCGGGAAUCCGCCCGAAAAAAGCACAAUGAAAUGGGCGAGACGAGUGGGGAAAAUUUUCCGUGUCGAGAUGCCCUUGAUAAUGAAAGAAGCGUAUGCAGCGAAAGCAAGGCUUUACCAGCGCGACAAGGAAGACAAAUUACGCAACGGUUAUGCCCGGAAGCAAAGCGUCUGGCAAAAGAUUCUCACAAGAGCUUCUUCAUCUUCAAAACUCAACCUCAACCAAAGCCGACAAAGCCCAACCGGAUCGAUUGCCGACUCGCUUCUUUUUGAUACAAAAGAGAAAAUGGAUCUGAACGCAGCGAGUUGCCCCGAUUAUUCGGCUUUGAUGACCGAUUCACCGAGGAAGAAAAUCCAGGACCCAUUGCGACGACCGCCAACUCUUAAAAUCUCAAGAGAUGAAUCAGAUCAUCUCGUCAUUCACCGCUUUCUC
Molecule: messenger RNA, 1047 nt
Organism: Mesorhabditis belari
Lineage: Eukaryota; Metazoa; Nematoda; Chromadorea; Rhabditida; Rhabditidae
Source: the annotation of a GenBank genome assembly